This is a messenger RNA of Paramisgurnus dabryanus, 3528 nucleotides long. It is a transcript of the gene grm2a, whose product is annotated as glutamate receptor, metabotropic 2a. Gene Ontology annotation, cellular component: membrane. Gene Ontology annotation, molecular function: G protein-coupled receptor activity. Gene Ontology annotation, biological process: G protein-coupled receptor signaling pathway. Lineage: Eukaryota; Metazoa; Chordata; Actinopteri; Cypriniformes; Cobitidae. The record is from RefSeq and is a predicted model, not a curated record.
CAUUUUAAAGCAAAUAAGUCAAGUGCAAAAAUAUCUUAAGGAAUCCAAUGACGCGCUCUUUGUCUUUUCAGCACCACGGACAGUUCCAAGCGCGCGCAGCGUCUCAGAGGCGCGCGCUCAACGCAAACUUCACUCAAUGAAUGAAACGUGAACUCCACUGCUGGAAUUCGGUCUUAUUUUAAAUCCAGCAACAGAGUAAACGAAACGGUCACCACGGAUACGAAGAAAAUACGCGGACUUUUAACCACUGUGUCUUUAACAGGAUCCGUUUUGCAUUUGUCAAUGUGAGGUGAGCUGGACUGGACCGGGCAGAUUGUGAUCAAUACAAACUCCACUAUAAAGCGAGAGAUGGAAAUAAUACUUGGUUUUGCCCACUCCUGGUUACAAGUACACUUAUAAUACUAAAGGCUUCCCUCUGCACGUCUUGCCAGCAAGGACCAACGACUGCUAAACAGGUAUUGACCUGUAAAGCAGAGAUCUUUGCACACCAUGGCUCACAGGUCAGCUCAUUUUGCUGGUCACGGCCCAUCCUGGCCCCUUCAUCUCACUCUUCUGCUGCUUCUGUUGGCCAGGACACCCCAAGCUUUGGCUGUACCUGGUUAUAACACUGACACAUCCAAGAAAGAGAUCAUUAUCGAGGGGGACCUAGUGAUCGGUGGCCUGUUUCCUGUUCACCAAAAAGGAGACGGGGCUCAGGACUGUGGCCGUAUCAAUGCCCAAAGAGGCAUUCAGAGACUUGAGGCAAUGCUGCUAGCCCUGGAUGAGAUCAAUCGAGAUGAUCAGAUUUUGCCCGGGGUCACUUUAGGUGCCCACAUUCUUGACACUUGCUCUAAGGACACGUAUGCGUUAGAGCAGUCGCUGGAGUUCGUGCGUGCCUCGCUGACAAAAGUGGACGAUAGUGAGUACACGUGCCCGGAUGGAUCCUAUGCCAUUCACGAUGAUGUUCCUCUCGCUAUAUCAGGAGUGAUCGGAGGUUCCUACAGUGACGUAUCCAUACAGGUGGCCAACCUCCUGCGUCUUUUCCAGAUCCCUCAGAUCAGUUAUGCCUCCACCAGCGCAAAGCUGAGCGACAAAUCCCGCUACGAUUACUUCGCACGAACCGUUCCGCCCGACUUCUACCAGGCCAAAGCCAUAGCUGAGAUCCUGCGCUAUUUUAACUGGACAUACGUCUCCACGGUGGCCUCAGAGGGUGAUUACGGUGAGACGGGCAUUGAUGCUUUUCAGCAGGAAGCUCGGGCCCUGCAAAUCUGCAUUGCCACUUCGGCCAAGGUCAGUCGCUCUAUAGACCGCUACAGUUACGAAGGAGUCAUCAGAUCUCUUCUGCAAAAGUCCAACGCUAAAGUAGUGAUUCUCUUCACAAGAAGCGAAGACGCUAGGGAGCUCCUGGUCGCGGCGAAACGCAUGAACGUCUCUUUCAUCUGGGUGGCCAGCGAUGGCUGGGGGGCUCAGGAGAGUGUGGUGAGAGGAAGCGAGACCGUGGCAGAAGGAGCUUUCACUAUUGAGCUGGCAUCCUACGCUAUUCCAGAGUUCACCUCGUACUUCACGAGCCUCAAUCCGUACAACAACACACGGAACCCCUGGUUCAGGGAAUUCUGGGAACAUAGCUUUCAGUGCAGCCUGCACGACAUCAACUGCGGGAAGCAUUCGCUCCGGGAUGGCAAAUUCGAGCAGGAGUCCAAAAUCAUGUUUGUGGUGAACGCCGUCUACGCUAUGGCCCACGCCUUGCAUCACAUGAGACAGGCCGUGUGUCCGAAUAACACAAAAGUCUGCAGUGCCAUGAAACCAGUAAAUGGAAGGAAGUUAUAUAAGGACUAUAUCUUGAAGACAAAGUUUGAUGCUCCAUUCCGUCCAGCUGAUACAGAGAACAUUGUUCUCUUUGACGCCUAUGGAGACAGCCUGGGUCGCUACAACAUCUUCCAUUAUCACAAAGAGAACGACGAGUAUGUGUAUCGGAAAGUGGGAUACUGGGCCCAAAGUCUGAUUCUGAACACGAGCUCAAUUCCCUGGGAAAGUCAAGGAAUUCCCACUUCCCAAUGCAGCGAUCCUUGCAGGAAAAAUGAAAUAAAGAGCAUGCAGCCGGGAGAUGUCUGCUGUUGGAUAUGCAUCCCGUGUCAGACCUACCAGUACCUCCUGGAUGAAUUCACCUGUGCGGAUUGUAGUUUCGGACAGUGGCCGCUGGAUAACCUGACGGGGUGUUACGACUUACCCGAGGAGUACAUUCACUGGGAGGACGCGUGGGCUAUCGGACCGGUAACCAUCGCCUGCCUCGGAAUCUUCUGCACGCUGUUUGUGAUCGGGCUCUUCCUAAAGCACAAUGAGACUCCGGUGGUAAAAGCCAGCGGACGGGAACUUUCCUACAUCCUUCUGCUGGGCGUCCUGCUUUGCUACUGCAUAACCUUCAUCUACAUCAGCAAACCGUCAGCGGUGGUGUGCACGUUGCGACGGCUUGGUCUGGGCACGUCCUUCGCUGUUUGCUACUCCGCGUUGUUGACCAAGACCAAUCGCAUCGCUCGAAUAUUCAACGGCGUUAAGGACGGAGCGCAGAGGCCAAGAUUCAUCAGCCCUGCUUCUCAGGUGGCCAUCUGUGCUGGUCUGAUUUCCUGUCAGCUGCUGGUUGUGGUGGUCUGGCUUCUGGUUGAGGCUCCAGGGGUGAGAAAGGAGGUCAGUCCCGAGAAAAGAGAUGUGGUGACGCUGAAGUGCAACAGCAAGGACUCUAGCAUGCUGAUGUCUUUAACGUACAACUGCAUCCUCAUCAUCCUCUGCACCUUUUACGCCUUUAAGACUAGAAAGUGCCCCGAGAACUUCAAUGAGGCCAAGUUUAUCGGCUUCACCAUGUACACCACGUGCAUAAUCUGGCUGGCUUUCCAGCCCAUCUUCUAUGUUACUGCCAGUGACUACAGGGUACAGACCACUACAAUGUGCAUCUCUGUGAGUCUGAGUGGUUCAGUAGUACUGGGCUGCCUCUUCGCUCCUAAGAUCCACAUCAUACUCUUUCAGCCCCAGAAGAAUGUUACCACACACAGAGUGGCCGCCGCCCGAUUCAGCGUGACCACUGGUCCCGGCUCUAGCUUCUCCCAAGCGUCAGCCUCCAACACCGUGCCUACAGUAUGUAAUGGUAGAGAGGUAGUGGACUCAACAACGUCUUCACUCUAAGAAACCUGUUUGUCUGCCAAAUGCGGUAUACAGAUAAAUCUUAUCACUAGUCAUGAAAUCAAGUGUUUGAUAUAAUGUUGAGGAGGCUAUUCAGAAUAAAGAUUGCCUGUUAUGUUGUUCUCAACGUGCUGUGAGUACAAUAUCCCAUUUUGUUUCUCUCUCUCUCUCUCUCUCUCUCUCUCUCUCUCUCUCUCUCUCUCUCUCUCUCUGACUAGUUAGAUAAUAUCAGUGGGAUGCCAGUUUAAAUUCUGUAUACCAGUUCUUUUUAUGAAAACCAUAAUAAAGUAUUGUUUGAGAUAUGGAGUUAAAAUGUAGUAAAUCUGUUGAAAGUAUUAUGUACAGGUUGUUUUUAAUGUAGAUUUAUGGUGAUUCUGG